This is a messenger RNA of Apiotrichum porosum, 957 nucleotides long. RefSeq lists its product as uncharacterized. Bases 1 to 957 code for a protein of 318 amino acids. The transcript is spliced from 8 exons. The record is from RefSeq and is a predicted model, not a curated record. NCBI's taxonomy places the organism in Eukaryota, Fungi, Basidiomycota, Tremellomycetes, Trichosporonales, Trichosporonaceae.
AUGCCCAACCUCACACUGCAAUGCCUCGUCCCAGCCGACGUGCCAGACCCCGCGGGACCCGAUUUCGCAGCGUUUCUCGACCAGUACUUUGCUAUGGGCGAGGAACUGGCGGACACCUUGGACCAAUGGAGCAAGCACUCGGCACCACACGGUGGAAACACCCAGCUGUUCACUCUGCCGAAUUCAGGGGCGUCUGGCAAGAUCCGCAAACAACUCGGCCUGAAUGAUUUCUGGGCCGGCCGUAUGACAUCUUGUACUCCUGAUUCGAUCCGAGAAGGCGCCGAACAGGACGGCGCGUCCAACUCGUUGCUGCAGGCCAUCGGCAACAAGCUGCGACGACGCAGCUCGGAUAUCCAUGGCGUGGACCGUCCGACGAAUGAGCGCAGGCCGACGUUUGAGCUCAACGAUGUGGAGCGUCAGAAGCGCAUCAUGACGUCCUCUCCCAACGGCCUGUACGAGAGCUUUAGGCGUGGACUGCUCGAGUACCACUCAGAGAACGAGAGAGAGUACAUUGAAUUGUUGCGCGAGUCGGAAUGCCUCCAGGUACUCCAGCCUCAUGUCGCCGAGAUCUGGCGCAUGACAUACGUGACUCCCGCGCCCACCAACCCGCGCACCUUUGUCACACUGUUGCUCAGCCGCGAGCUGAAAUCGGCACCCCAUGGCGAGCGGUCGUUUAUGAAUGUGUCCAUCCCGUUCCUCCACCCAGACUGCCCCGAAAAGGUCGGCGACGAAAAGUCGCGCGUGCGCGGGCGGUACGUCUCUGUCGAGCUCGUCCGGGAGCACGGCGAAGAGGUCGAGUGGCGCAUGGCCACGAGCAGUGACGCUGGCGGUAACAUUCCACGCUUCAUGGUCAACAGCAGCUUGCCAGGAAAGAUUGCAGAGGACGUGCCCAGCUUCAUCGGGUGGUUGGCGCAAAAGGACAGCAGCGGGACAUGGAGGAAGAGCACGUUGAGCUAG